This is a messenger RNA of Cajanus cajan (pigeon pea), 3924 nucleotides long. Lineage: Eukaryota; Viridiplantae; Streptophyta; Magnoliopsida; Fabales; Fabaceae. The record is from RefSeq and is a predicted model, not a curated record.
UAUAGUCAUUCACAUAACUUGUUCUUCAAAUUAAUUACUCAUUUUCUUAAUUCCUACCAUACAUGGAAGCAUUGUUUGGUGGUGCUUUUCUUUCUGCUUUCCUUCAGGUUGCAUUUGACAGACUUGCUUCUCGUCAAGUUUUGGAUUUCUUUCGUAAAAAAAAACUUGAUGAGAACCUAUUGAAGAAGUUGAAGAGAAAGCUGCGAUCCAUCGAUGCUCUUGCUGAUGAUGCAGAACUACAACAGUUCAGAGAUCAACGUGUGAGAGCAUGGCUUCUUGAUGUCAAAGAUGCUGUGUUUGAAGCUGAGGAUUUGCUGGAUGAAAUUUAUGAACUCUCCAAAUGCCAAGUGGAAGCUGAAUCUCAGGCUCAAAGCAUUGAUAGCCAGGUGUGGAAUUUCAAUUUCUCUAUAUCUUCUGUCAGUUUGCUCAACAAUGAAAAUGAAAUUGAAACCAGGAUGACACAAAUCCUUGAUGACUUAGAUGAACUUGCUAACCAAGGCACUCAUCUAGGUUUGAAACCAAAACUAGGCUCCAAAGAGCCUAGUUGUGUGUCACAAAAACUGCCAUCAACAUCUUUCAUCAUUGAAAGUGUUAUUUAUGGUAGAGAUGAUGACAAAAAAAUCAUCUGUAGUUGGCUCACAUCUGACACAGACAAUCAUAACAAGCUAUCAAUACUUUCUAUUGUGGGCAUGGGCGGGGUGGGUAAGACCACACUUGCCCAACAUGCAUACAAUAACCCAAUCAUAGAGGGUAAAUUUGAUAUCAAAGCUUGGGUCUGUGUCUCAGAUGAUUUUGAUGUUUUUAAGGUAACAAGAACAAUUCUAGAGGCAAUCACUAAAGCAACUGAUGAUAGUAGAGACCUACAAAUGGUUCAUGAAAGAUUGAAAGAAAAAUUGUCUGGAAAGAAAUUUCUCCUUGUUUUAGAUGACGUUUGGAAUGAAAAGAAAGAUAAAUGGGAAGCUGUGCAUACUCCUCUAAUUGAUUGUGGGGCUCAUGGAAGUAGGAUCCUUGUUACAACACGUAGCAAGAAAGUUGCUUCUAUCAUAAGGUCAAAAGAACACCACUUGACACAAUUACAAGAAGAUUAUUGUUGGCAGCUGUUCGAGAAACAUGCAUUCCAAAAUGCUAAUCCUCCCCCAAGUCCAGACUUCAAGGAGAUUGGCAUGAAGAUAGUUGGAAAAUGUAAAGGACUUCCUCUUGCCUUAAAAACAAUGGGAAGUUUAUUACACAACAAGCCUAUUUUGGAAUGGAAAAACGUAAUGCAAAGCGAGAUAUGGGAAUUGGAGGAUAUUGAUAUUGUGCCUGCUUUAGCACUGAGUUAUCACCACCUUCCUUCCCAUCUCAAAAGAUGUUUUGCUUACUGUUCUUUAUUUCCAAAAGAUUAUUUGUUUAACAAGGAGUUUUUAAUUCAGGUUUGGAUGACUCAAAAAUUUCUAGAAUGUUCUCAACAAAGUAAAAGUCCAGAAGAAAUUGGUGAACAAUAUUUCAAUGAUCUAUUAUCUAGGUCAUUCUUUCAACAAUCAAGUGGAGAAGAAAAGUGUUUUGUCAUGCAUGACCUUCUAAAUGAUUUGGCAACAUAUGUUUCCAAGGACAUUUGUUUCAGGUUAGAAGUUGAUCAUGGAAAAAGUAUACCAAAAAUAACUCGUCAUUUGUCAUUUCCUGUCGAUAAAGGUCAAUGUUUUGAUGGGUAUGAAACUUUACAUGAUAUUGAAAGGUUACGUACAUUUAUGCCAACAACUAAGCUCAGAGGUAUUCAUUAUAAUCGUUGGCAUUGCAAGAUGUCGUUACAUGAGCUGUUCUCCAAGUUGAAGUUCUUACGUUUCUUAUCUUUGUCUCAUUAUGUCCUAUCAGAGGUGCCAGACUCUGUUGGCAAUCUUAUGCAUCUCUGUUCCUUAGACCUUUCCAAUACUGGCAUAGUAAAGCUACCCGAAUCAACAUGCUCACUCUCCAACUUGCAAAUAUUAAAGUUGAACAAUUGUAAAUAUUUGAAGAAGCUUCCCUCAAGUUUUCAUAAACUCAUCAAGUUGCGUCGGCUUGAAUUGAUUUAUACUCACUUGAGAGAAGUGCCAACACGUUUGGGACAAUUGAAAAACCUUCAAAUAUUAAUGAGUUCAUUUUGUGUUGGAGAAAGUAAAGGGUUCACUAUUCAACAACUAGGAGAACUCAAUCUCCAUGGAAGACUGCAAAUUCAGAAUCUACGAGAUAUUCAGAACCCGUCAGAGGUAUUAGCACUGGAUUUGACAAAUAAAACACAGCUUGUUGGAAUAGAUUUUGUAUGGAUCCAAACCUGGAGAAGCAGUUAUCCAAGGAAAGAGGAUGCGAUUAUAAUUGAUAACCUAAAACCGCCAAAACACUUGGAGCAAUUGUUAAUUAAGGGGUAUGGAGGUACACAAUUUCCAAGUUGGUUAUUCGAUAAUUCAUUAUCGAACGUAGUCUCCUUAAGUUUGCACGGUUGUAACUUCUGCCAACGUUUGCCUCCCCUUGGACGUUUGUCAUUUCUCAAGUUCUUGCAAAUUUUUGGGCUUGAUAAGAUAGUGAGUAUUGAUGUUGAUUUUUAUGGGAGUAGAUCUUCUUCAUUUCCAUCUCUAGAAUCAUUGAAAAUCUCCGGUAUGAAGAACUGGGAAAAAUGGGAAUGUGAAGAUGUGACGGGUGCUUUUCCGCGCCUUCAAGACAUUUCUAUAAGUAUUUGUCCCAAGCUGAAAAGGCAUUUGCCAAAGCAACUCCUUUGUUUAAAGAGACUAAGUAUUAUUUCUUGUGAACAACUUUUUGAAGGAAAGCUUAUCUAUGAAAGGCAAGAGGUAGUAGACAUUAAUAUACGGGGACACAUAAUGGAAGCGUGGUUGAUCGAAUGGAUUGGGAACAUCAUAUGUGAUUCUUCAAUUGAAUGUUUGGAUGCUUAUUUUGGCCUACAUGUGUAUAUUCCCAUGAAUCGUUGCUACAAUUUCCUUAAAAAAUUGAAAAUGAGUGGUUGUAAAUCAUCCCUAAUGACCUUUCCCCUCGAUAUCUUCCCAACAUUAAGGUCACUUGAGCUCAGUCGUUGUCAUAGUCUACGGAUCAUUUCACAGGAACACACUCAUGAUCAUCUUAAGAAUUUGAAAAUUUGGGAGUGCCCUCAAUUUGAAUCACUGCCUCAAUGCAUGCAUAUCUCCCUCCCCUCUCUUGAAGAUCUCUGCAUAGAAGAUAGUCGAAAUAAACUUGAGUUACCCCCUGACAAAGGUUUCCCACCAAAUCUAAAAACCUUGAGUCUCCACAAUUGCUCCAAACUUAUGGCCUCAAUAAAAGAGGCUUGUGCUUUGAUUGUCAAUCCCUCUUUAAAAUACUUGUAUAUAGAGAAAUUGGAUCAUGUUGAGUGUUUUCCCGAUGAAGGUUUGUUGCCGGUCUCUCUUACUUCUCUAUGGAUUGAGAAUUGUCAAAAUCUUAAAAAUGUAGACUACAAGGGUCUCUUCCACCUCUCAUCUCUUGAGAAAAUAGUUCUAAGAAAAUGUAACAGCCUCCAUUGCUUGCCAGAGGAUCUCUGCCAACUCUCUUCUCUCAAGAAAUUGAUUGUUGGAGAUUGUUCCAACUUGCAAUGCUUACCAAAGGGUCUCUGCCAACUUUCCUCUCUCCAGAAACUGGUUCCUCGACACUGCCCCAACAUCCAAUGCUUACCAGACAAUGGUCUACCCGAAUCCAUUUCACGUCUCAGAAUUUCAGGCAGUCCAUUGCUCAAACAGUGUUGCGGCUCACCAGAAGGCCAAGACCAUGGAAAGAUUGCUCACAUUCAAGAUGUUGCUUACGAAACUGAUUCUGAUUCUGAUUCUGACUCUGAAUUUUCUGAUUCUGAUUAGUUAUUAUCAUGUUCAAGUUUUAGAGUUUCUUGUGCUAUAUAUGUGGUGGAUCUAGGGGAUUACUAAAUUAUUGUUUUAUAAAGUUAUAUUUGCUUCA